CUCAGUUGACCGCCUGGCACCAGGCAGCACCAGCUGGAGACAAGGCGCGCUGAGCUUCUAGAAGCAUCUCCAGGUGACACCAGGGGACUGAAGACACUCCCACCGGGGACUCGACAGGAAUAAUGGGCAACCAAAUGAGUGUCCCACAAAGAGUGGAAGACCAAGAGAAUGAAUCAGAGAUAGACACUAACAAGGCGGCGUCUGAGAGUAGAUGCGCACAAAACGGGGUGCCGGUGAUCAUAUCAACCCGCGACAUUCCUUGCUAUGAUGAAGUUGAUUUGGGAAUAAGUGUCAAGGAGGAUAAUGCGGUCACUUCUUCCCCCGAGACAAUGGAGAUGAGCGCUGUUGCGGAUGCCAACGGAAAGAAUCUUGGGAACGAGGCCAAAGCCGGGGCGCCAGCUGCUAAAUCUCGUUUUUUCUUGACACUCGCUCGGCCUGUACCAGGACGUGCUGGAGACCAAGCCACGGAUGCAUCCACUGGGUCAGUGAAGCUUGAUGUCAGCUCCAAUAAAGCUCUAGGGAACAAAGAACCAAGUGAGAGCGUGACUCUUCCGGGGGCAGCUGCACAGGGGCACGACCCAGAUAAAACCCCGGGGCAGAGCCCAGCCGGGGACGAAGGCGUCUCUGCCACUUGGGGACCAGCGCCCGUCUCACCUGAGUCAGGGGGAGCAGCCCCCGCCAAGCCUAAGGACUCCGGCUUUUUUGACAAACUCUUCAAACUGGACAAGGGACGGGAAAAGGCACCAGUGGACAGCCAACAGGAAGCCAAGAGCGCGGAGCGUCAGGACCAGGCCGAGGAAGUCCCUGGAUUGUCAAGGCCACCCGAUGAUGUCCCUGCAGAGAGGGACAUAGUUGACAGCAAGGGGAAGGAAGGACAAGAGAUCCCGACUGUGAGGUGCUCUGUCCCUGGGGACCCAGAGGAACUGGACGUUGCAAAGGAGGACCCCCAGGCAACAGAUACAACAGAGAAUCGUAAUUCCAUCAUGAGCUUCUUUAAAACUCUGGUUUCACCUAACAAAGCUGAAACAAAAAAAGAUCUGGAAGAUACGGCAUCCAAAGCAGAAAGUGUCUGUGAUGGACAAGCUGGGCAGAAGAUCUGUGAGAUCCAAGCUAAAACCACCAAGAAAAAGCCCCUGCAUAGCCCCAGGCUAGGAUUCGCCUUUAGCAAAUUCUUUAGGCAUAAGGGUGCUGAAAAGCCACCUGUCCCGUCACCUGACGUCCAGUCAGACAAAGCUAACUUUAUAUCCCAGGAGACCAGAGGGACGGCCAAGAAUCCUACAUCCUCUGAAACAGCGAAGGAAGCCCCCAAGGAAAAGGGGGCACCCACCUCUCUGCCUCUGAGCAAACUGUUCUGGAAAAAGUCAGUUAAAGAGGAUUCAGUCCCCGCAGGUGCAGAGGAGAAUGUGGUGUGUGAAUCACCAGUAGAGGUUGUAAAGUCCGAGGAAGUAGAAUCAGCCUUACAAACGGUGGAUCUCAACGAGGAAGGAGAUACCACACCUGAACCCACAGAAGUAAAACUCAAAAGAGAAGACCCCAGACCACCAAGAGCCUCCCUGAUGGCGUUUCUCAGACAAAUGUCAGUGAAAGGGGAUGAAAGGAUCACCCACUCAGAAGAAAUAAAUGGGAAAGACUCCAGCUGUCAAACAUCGGACUCCGCGGAGAAGGUCAUCAUGCCCCAGGAGCCGGAGCCGACAGGGGCGGGCCAGAAGGGCAAGGAGGGUUCCUCCAAAGACAAGAAGGUGGCGGCUGAGGGGAACAAGCAGAAAAGCAACAAGCAGGACGCCAAAGAACCCGCCCAGUGUGUGGAGCCGGCCGUGGUGGAGGUGAACUCACUGCAGAACGGGGACAAGUCCCAGAAGAGACCGGAGAAGCGGCGACAGUCCCUCGGCGGCUUCUUUAAGGGCCUGGGACCAAAGCGGAUGUUGGACGCCCAAGUGCAGACAGACCCUGUAUCCAUCGGACCAGCUGGUAAAACCAAGUAAACAAAUUACUACAGUUCCCACCAAGUUGUCCUGCACCAAGAUGUCUUC
This is a messenger RNA of Lynx canadensis (Canada lynx), 2030 nucleotides long. It is a transcript of the gene BCAS1, whose product is annotated as brain enriched myelin associated protein 1. Bases 123 to 1982 code for a protein of 619 amino acids. The transcript has 13 exons. Gene Ontology annotation, biological process: myelination. NCBI's taxonomy places the organism in Eukaryota, Metazoa, Chordata, Mammalia, Carnivora, Felidae. The record is from RefSeq and is a predicted model, not a curated record.